Messenger RNA from Hydractinia symbiolongicarpus, 1416 nucleotides. RefSeq names its product PRELI domain containing protein 3B-like. The record is from RefSeq and is a predicted model, not a curated record. Gene Ontology annotation, cellular component: mitochondrial intermembrane space. Gene Ontology annotation, molecular function: phosphatidic acid transfer activity. Gene Ontology annotation, biological process: phospholipid transport. The coding region runs from base 106 to 948 and encodes 280 amino acids. Lineage: Eukaryota; Metazoa; Cnidaria; Hydrozoa; Anthoathecata; Hydractiniidae. The transcript has 4 exons.
AACUUUGGACUUCUUGUUGCAAAAUUUCAUUCCAAGAAUCGAUAUCACAAACUAAGUGCGCAUCUCGUUGUGUGAAUAUACUGCCUGGUUAUUAUUAUAUAAGAAAUGAAGCUUUGGGCGACAGAACAUAUAUUUAGUCACCCCUGGAAGAAAGUCACAGAAGCAGCAUGGCAGAAAUAUCCUAAUGAACUUAAUACAAAUGUCAGAGCAAUAGAUGUAGUUGAUCGGAAAGUUACAAGAGAUGGGAAAUUACAUACAACCAGAAUAUUUGGGUCUCAUUGGAACUUACCCACAUUUAUCACAACACUUCUUGGUAUGCCUGAGAUGUGUUACGCUGUGGAGCACUCAGAGGUUGAUAUGCUAAAUGAAAGAAUGGUCUUGAAAAUGAUAAAUUAUACUUUUUGGGGAAUGCUGGCUGUAGAGGAGAAACUAGUUUAUGAACCAUCCAAAGAAAACCCUAAUGAAACGUUUUUAACACAAGGUGCUCAGAUAAGCGUGAAUGGAAUACAGUUUUCAAAUUAUUUCGAAGAGGUUAUAUGCAGUAACUUUGAAUCAACCUCUGUGAAGGGUCGGAAAGCAUUGGAGAAUGUUCUACACAAAAUUAAGAUCGAGGACGUACUAGAUGCAUUAACAGUCGAAAUACAGGAAUUAUCCACUGAGUUAGACAAAGCUACCUCUAAAAUAGACAGCGAGUUCCACAUUUCCGCUAGAUUACAAGAACUAUCUCAGGACCUAGACAAUGCUACGUCGAUGAUAAACUCCGAAUUACAGACGUUUUCCGAUAAGUUAACGUUAGAAUUUUCGAACUUGGUUAGUAAACUCAAUACGGACCUCAAUCAGAUCACUGCAAGGAUAAACGCUACGUCGGAGAAUUAUUGCGAUUUAAGACUAACUGCUGCAGUUAAGAAUUCUGGUAUAACAGCGAAAAAGCCUGGUAGUGCAAGUUGAUAUGUGGUAUUGGUUCUUUUAAAAAAUGAAAUUUAUGCAUUCAUAUCGCUCUAUUUUAUUUAACCAAUUAAAGUUUAAUCUGUUGCAAUGACAUUCAAUGAGGUUUUCAUUAAGUUUUUUGCACUUUGGUAAAGUCUUGUCUUUUGCAGACAGCGGAUUUAUUUACACAGGUUACACAGCUAAUAAAUCCUUUCACUGCCGAAUUUAGAAUUCCUACAGUUCGUUUCCCUGAUCCUUUAAUAUUAAAUUUACUGGUGAAACCAGUCUUAGCGUAUUCAUCAAUUUCCUAAAGGUCUAAAUACAACUUCUGUUUUUCUUUCUUUAUUUAAAUAUUAUAUUUAUUAAAUCGGAGUACAGCUUUUUUGUCACCAAUAUUCAUUUGAUCAAAAUUAGUUUACGUCGAAAAAGGUUUUUCUAUUGUAAAACAUAUUAAACGAAAAUGUCAGAACAACUAAAUCCGUACUUCUU